UGCACAUAAUAGGACACACCUGUUGAUCUGUAAUUUAUGUCGCUGCCAACUGAGUGCGCGUUGCAUAGUCGUCUCAGAUCAAGCCUUUGCUUAGUUAACACUGACAGUGUUGGGCUACAAUAAUGAAGACAAGGGUGGUUCAAGACAACGUCCCUUUUUGGAGACUGUAUGCAUUUAAGAAGCAGGCUGGCAUGUUGCUUUUAGAUCAAAAAUACUUUUCAAACAUACAUAGUAGUCCACAUUGAUUGACACGCCAAACCACCUGCGCGUUCAGGGGCAACGUGAAAUCUCAAUUGAGAUCAGCAAUUCUCCAAAAUUCAUCCUUCAUGUCCUCGGGAAUGAAAUGUCGCAGAUAAGUCAGACCACACCAUCAUAUCCGACUGAAGGUUACCCUGUGACAAAUUUGACUUUAGUCGUCCUUUUGCUCAUACCCUUUGUGGUCAUUCUGCUUCUGCUGAACUGCCUGUUCCUGGGUUACAAGUUAUUGAUCCUGUCAAAGAAGACCCGACAGAAGCGAGAGGACGCAGAGGAGAUGCUUUUGCAGUCCUCCCUGCAAAGAGUCAUAAGAGUAUCUGACAUGGGUUUUCCUUCGCUGCAGGACGAGAGGAGAGCUUAUAUGUCUCUAUCGGAGCCUAUCCUGCCCCAUCCUGUCACCUCUUCCAGGGCUUCAUCCAGGGAGAGGGCCGGGGCGGAUAAGAGGAUCCGGCUCCUGAGGCCAGAUGGUGCCACCGGCUCAAGGUCCCUGAGGGCGCCGAGCACCAUCCGGGCCACCUCCUCUACGGCUGCUUUCAGCACAAGACUCGAACUGCCCUCUGUCUCACGGGCAUACAGCAACGCGCGAUGGUGUAAAAGCGCACCGGUUUUACCACAGUCCAGUGAUUCGGAGGCUGAAACCAGAGUUAACCUUGUUCCGCCAAAUUCUCCAACGCAUGAGACACAACAUGUGGGUCAUCUUCGUCGGAGCAGUACUUACGAGAGGCUGACAGAUGUGAACCCACAUGUUGCAGUGCUUGUGUUUGACAAAGUGGACAUGGAGUGUGACUACACCAACCUGCCGUCAGAGGCGUCCUGCCUGAACACAUCUGCAGUGGGUCCUGGACUGGACAGCGACUUUGGUGCAAGUGCAGGUGUCUCCCUGCGGAUUCUGUCAGGAGACAGUGACAGUUUGUCCAACGGUGUUCUGGCUUCAGCCCUGGAGUGGGAUUAUUAUGACCCCUGCUAUGUUAAACAGAAUAAUGUAAACAAACACAAACACCACAGACCUGCGGUGCACACCAAACAGUACUGGGUGUAAUAUGUUUCAGCUGUGUGAUCAGUGGUUUUAAUGUUUAUUUUUUAUUUAUUUAUUAUAUUUUAAUCUAUACAUGUUUUAGUCUUCAUUUAUUUAGUUUGUCUCACUUAUAAUCACUAGUUUAAAUUGACACUUUAUUAGGAAUGCAAUCUGCCACUGAAUUUGUUCAAACUGUGAAAUAUUUACUAUGCACCUUCACUUAUAUUAUGAAAUAGUUAUUAUGCACUUCUUCACUUAUGUUCAUCUAAAUUAGUCACUAUUUAAUGUUCACAAGGCUGUUCAGCCAGUUCUGGAUUUCAUAAACAUUCACAUUAAGAUUUAUAUUCACUGCUUUUGAUUUAAAUGUUUUGAUUCAUUCAGAGUAAUAAAGACUAAUUUGGAA
This is a messenger RNA of Perca flavescens (yellow perch), 1673 nucleotides long. It is a transcript of the gene hwa, whose product is annotated as huluwa. The record is from RefSeq and is a predicted model, not a curated record. The coding region runs from base 344 to 1294 and encodes 316 amino acids. NCBI's taxonomy places the organism in Eukaryota, Metazoa, Chordata, Actinopteri, Perciformes, Percidae. The transcript has 3 exons.